AUGGAGACCAACAAUGUUCCAGCUCUGACCUCCUUUAUCAUGAAUGAGGAUGAGCUGAAGAGGAAGCAGCGAGAGAAACUGAAGAAACUGCAGGCCACCGGUGGGAACCCGCGCCCUGCUCGUUCCCUCUUGUUCUUCACUCUGAAGAACCCCUUCAGGAAGGCUUGUAUCAACAUUGUAGAAUGGAAGCCGUUUGAGAUCAUCAUUCUGCUCACCAUCUUCGCCAACUGCGUAGCCCUGGCCGUGUUUCUGCCCAUGCCAGAGGACGAUACCAACCACACCAACACAAGUCUGGAGAGUCUGGAGUACAUCUUCCUGGUCAUUUUUACAUUGGAGUGCUUUCUAAAGAUCGUGGCGUAUGGAUUUUUGUUCCAUGAAGGUGCCUAUUUACGGAAUUGCUGGAACAUACUGGACUUUGUCAUUGUGUUCAUGGGGCUCUUCACUGUUGUCUUGGACACCAUCAACAAAAUAAGUGGAGUCCCUGCAGGAAAAGGAGGCGGGUUUGAUAUGAAGGCCCUCAGAGCUUUCAGAGUUCUUCGACCACUGCGUCUUGUAUCAGGAGUGCCCAGCCUGCAGGUGGUGAUGAAUUCUGUUCUCAAAGCCAUGCUUCCACUUCUACACAUUGGUCUGUUGGUGUUCUUCAUGGUCACCAUUUAUGCUAUUAUGGGCUUGGAGCUCUUCAAGUGCAAGAUGCAUAAGACCUGUUACUAUACUGGCACAGAUAUCCAUGCAACAACGGGAAAUGAAAUGCCUGCCCCAUGUGCCCAAGCUGGACAUGGGCGCCGUUGCACCAUCAACGGCACAGAAUGCCGAGGGGGGUGGCCUGGACCUAACUAUGGCAUCACCCAUUUCGAUAACUUUGGUUUUGCCAUGCUCACUGUCUUCCAGUGUAUCACAAUGGAGGGAUGGACUGAUGUUCUCUACUGGGUUAAUGAUGCCAUUGGCAAUGACUGGCCUUGGCUCUACUUUGUGACCCUUAUUCUCCUGGGGUCCUUCUUUGUGCUCAACCUGGUCCUAGGAGUUCUGAGUGGUGAAUUCACAAAGGAGAGAGAGAAGGCCCGCUCCAGAGGAGAGUUCCAGAAACUAAGAGAGCGGCAACAGCUGGAUGAAGAUCUGAAAGGUUAUAUGGCGUGGAUUACUCAUGCUGAGGUCCUGGCCAUGGAUCAGGAAGGACAAGGACUUCUCCCACUGAAGGAUAGUGGCUCAGAGACAGACAGCUUGUAUGAUGCGGAAGGCAUAAACCGUGUGGUUUAUUACUUUCGCCUUGCUCGGCGGUGGAACCGAGUCAUGCGUAGGAAAUGCCAUGUUUGGGUGAAAUCCAGAGCCUUUCACUGGUUUGUGAUCUUGGCGGUCUUCCUCAACACUCUGGCCAUAGCCUCCGAGCAUCAUCAUCAGCCUGAAUGGCUCACGCAUUUACAAGACAUCGCCUCUAAGGUCCUGCUCAUCUUGUUUGCUAUUGAAAUGUUCAUGAAGAUGUACGCCUAUGGUCUGCCAGCCUACUUCAUGUCCAUCCUAAACCGCUUCGACUGCUUUGUCAUCACAGUCGGCAUCUUGGAGAUCAUCCUGGUUUCAUGUGAUGUUAUGACACCUCUAGGAAUCUCUGUGCUGAGAUGUAUUCGACUCUUGCGCUUGCUGAAGGUUACAAAGUACUGGGCAUCUCUCAGUAAUUUGGUGGCCUCCCUUUUGAACUCUGUUCGUUCCAUCGCCUCCCUCCUCCUCCUCCUGUUCCUCUUCAUUGUCAUCUUCUCCCUCCUGGGCAUGCAAGUGUUCGGUGGCAAGUUUAAUUUCCCUGACCGUGAGGUGCAACGCAGCAACUUUGACAACUUUCCACAAGCCCUCAUCAGCGUCUUCCAGGUCCUAACAGGAGAAGACUGGAACACAAUCAUGUAUAAUGGAAUAAUGGCCCAUGGAGGGCCAAGCUUCCCUGGGAUACUAGUCAGCAUCUACUUUGUCAUCUUGUUCGUCUGUGGAAACUAUAUCCUUCUAAAUGUCUUCUUGGCCAUUGCUGUGGACAACCUUACUGAAGCAGAAAGUUUGACCUCGGCUCAGAAAGAAAAGGCAGAAGAAAAGGCACGAAGGAAGCUUAUGAGAGCAAAUCUGCCUGAGAGGACAGAGGAAGAGAGGGCUGCACUGGCCAAGAAGCUGGCAGAAUCAAGAGCUAAAGGAGAGGGUAUGCCAACCACAGCAAAGCUCAAGGUUGAUGAAUUUGAAUCAAAUGUGAAUGAAGUGAAGGACCCAUUCCCACCUGCAGACUUUCCAGGUGAUGAUGAGGAAGAAGAGCCAGAGAUACCUCCGAGUGCAAGGCCCAGACCCAUGGCUGACUUGCAGCUCAAAGAAAAGGCUGUGCCCAUGCCAGAGGCUAGCUCCUUCUUUAUCUUUGGACCACAGAACAAGUUCCGCAAGAUUUGCCAUCGGAUCAUCAACGCCACCACGUUCACCAACUUCAUCCUGCUCUUCAUCCUGCUUAGCAGUAUCUCCCUCGCUGCGGAGGACCCCAUUGACCCUAAAUCUUUCAGGAACAAGAUCCUGGCGUACGCUGAUAUUGUUUUCACUACAGUUUUUACCAUUGAAAUUGUGCUCAAGAUGACUGUGUAUGGUGCAUUUCUGCACAAAGGUUCCUUCUGCAGAAACUCCUUCAACAUCCUCGAUCUCAUCGUUGUUGGUGUUUCCCUCCUUUCUAUGGGAAUGGAAUCCAGUGCCAUCUCUGUGGUUAAGAUUCUCAGGGUUUUGAGGGUGUUGAGACCACUAAGGGCCAUUAACAGAGCCAAAGGACUUAAGCAUGUGGUGCAGUGUGUGUUUGUGGCCAUCAAAACAAUAGGAAAUAUAGUUUUGGUCACUAUGCUCCUGGACUUCAUGUUCGCCUGCAUAGGAGUUCAGCUUUUCAAGGGCAAGUUCUACUCUUGUACUGAUCCCUUAAAAUUAACAGAGAUGGAAUGUCAAGGCACUUUUGUCAAGCGGGUGGAGAAUGCUCUACAUGACACUCAGAUUCAGCAGCGUGAAUGGGUCAACAGUGACUUUAACUUUGACAACGUGUUUAAUGGAAUGCUGGCUCUCUUCACCGUUUCCACAUUUGAGGGCUGGCCAGAAUUACUUUAUAAAGCAAUAGACUCUGACAGAGAGGACAUGGGCCCUGUUUAUAACAACCGUGUAGACAUCUCCAUCUUCUUCAUUGUCUACAUCAUCCUCAUCGCCUUCUUCAUGAUGAACAUCUUCGUUGGCUUUGUCAUUGUCACCUUCCGGGAGCAGGGAGAGCAGGAAUACAAGAACUGUGAGCUUGACAAAAACCAGCGCCAGUGUGUGCAGUAUGCUCUGAAAGCCCGGCCUCUUAGAUGUUACAUCCCAAAGAACAAGCAUCAGUACAAUGUGUGGUAUAUUGUCACUUCCAGCUACUUUGAGUACCUCAUGUUCUUUCUCAUCAUGCUGAACACGCUGUGUUUAGCAAUGCAGCACUGUAACCAGUCAGAUCACGUGACGAAGCUGUCGGACACCCUUAACGUGAUCUUCACUGUGCUCUUCACAUUGGAGAUGAUCGUCAAACUGAUUGCCUUCAAAGCCAAGGGCUACUUUGGUGAUCCCUGGAAUGUGUUUGACUUCCUCAUUGUGGUUGGGAGCAUCGUUGACGUGGUCUUGAGUGAAGUGGAUAAUGCCCUGGCCGCCAGUGGGGGACUGUACUGCCUUCACGGCUGUGCUGAAACCAACCCCAUGCAAGCUAUUGCAGCUGAAGAAAAUGCUCAAGUGUCCAUCACGUUUUUCCGACUGUUCCGUGUCAUGCGUCUGAUCAAACUGCUGAAUCGAUCGGAGGGCAUUCGCAACCUACUGUGGACCUUCAUUAAGUCUUUUCAGGCUCUGCCCCACGUGGCUCUACUCAUCGUUAUGCUCUUCUUCAUUUACGCCGUUAUCGGGAUGCAGGUCUUUGGUAAGAUAGCCCUGGUGGACGGUACAGAAAUCAAUCGCAACAACAACUUCCAGACAUUCCCUCAAGCUGUCCUGCUGCUGUUCCGGUGUGCUACAGGGGAGGCCUGGCAUGAGAUUAUGCUGGCAUGCAUGUAUGGGAAACUCUGCGACCCCAAAUCUGAUUACAACCCAGGCGAGGAGUACACCUGUGGCACCAGUUUUGCUAUCUUCUACUUCCUGAGCUUCUAUAUGUUGUGUGCCUUUUUGAUCAUUAAUUUAUUUGUAGCUGUCAUUAUGGACAACUUUGACUACCUCACCCGAGAUUGGUCAAUCCUUGGCCCUCAUCAUCUGGAUGAGUUUAAGAGGAUUUGGGCAGAGUAUGACCCUGACGCCACCGGUCGAAUUAAACAUCUGGAUGUGGUUACACUAUUACGAAGGAUUCAACCACCGCUUGGCUUCGGCAAAUUCUGUCCUCACCGUUCAGCAUGCAAGAGGCUUAUAUCCAUGAACAUGCCAUUGAACAGUGAUGGAACUGUCACCUUCAAUGCCACGUUGUUUGCAUUGGUUAGAACAGCUCUGAAGAUUAAAACUGAGGGCAACUUUGAGCAGGCUAAUGAGGAGCUGAGAGCCAUCAUUAAGAAGAUUUGGAAAAGGACCAGCAUGAAACUAUUAGACCAGGUCAUCCCACCAAUUGGAGAUGAUGAGGUGACUGUGGGAAAAUUCUACGCCACCUUCCUGAUCCAGGAAUACUUCCGGAAAUUCAUGAAGCGUCAAGAAGAGUACUAUGGAUAUCGCCCGACCAAAAAGAGUGCGGCAGAGAUCCAGGCAGGACUGCGUACCAUUGAAGAGGAGGCUGCUCCUGAGCUCCAAAGAGCCAUCUCUGGAGAUCUGAUUGCUGAGGACGAGAUGGAGCGAGCCAUGGAGGCAGGAGAGGAGGGCAUCUACAGGCGAACAGGAGGUCUGUUUGGAAACCACGUGGAUCCAUUCUCUUCUGAGCCCAGUAGCCCCCUGUCGGCGCAGGUGACAAGCCAUCGUCCACUGCAGUUGUCUGAGAGUCGCCCAGAGGAUGUGGAAUCCCCGCCGGACUCGGUCUUCUUACACAACACUGAGUUCUUCCCCACGACCCCAACCAGAACCAAUACCAACAACAAUGCUAACUUUGCUGAGGAUAUUUUUUGUAGGUUUGCAUAUGAGAGAGAAUCCCUGUCUGAUGUGGGAACAAGAGAUCAUUCUUGCGAAGAUUUGGAACACUAAAACUCAUCUACAUUCUCACAAAACUCAACCAUGGGAGACACUGAUAACAGACGCCCAUCAGAUUUUACAGUGAGGACAGAUAUAACACAGUUCCCUUACGACCCCUCGUACAGUGGGCCCGAACCCCAUGUUUCUUCUGCGGCUGCAGCACCAAGUCCUUCCCCAGCCGCGGACCAACUUAUCCAACAGGCACUGAGAAGAGGUGGUCUGGAAUCUCUGGCCGAUGAUCGUUCAUUUGUGUCCGUGACUAAGAUGGAAAUGGCGGAGGCGAUGAACAUUAGCAUGGAGGACAUGGAGGGGGUGGCUGAAGGCAUCCUGAAUGGUCGUAGCGGUCGAGUGGUGAAGCGUAAGAGGCGUCCCAUCCCCGUCCCGCCUAGCUCCAAGCCCGCUGAGGACACUGAAGCCACGACCACUGUGUAG
Molecule: messenger RNA, 5568 nt
Organism: Chanos chanos (milkfish)
Lineage: Eukaryota; Metazoa; Chordata; Actinopteri; Gonorynchiformes; Chanidae
Gene: cacna1sb
Product: calcium channel, voltage-dependent, L type, alpha 1S subunit, b
Exons: 45
Biological process (GO): calcium ion import across plasma membrane
Cellular component (GO): voltage-gated calcium channel complex; membrane
Molecular function (GO): high voltage-gated calcium channel activity; calcium ion binding
Source: RefSeq, a predicted model, not a curated record